GUCUGCUCUCAAUAGCCAAAUCAAGUGAGGCAUCAACAAGAGAGGAACAUCUUCCACGACACGGCAUUGCUGCGAAUAUUUUAGUGCUUAAUACUUAUUAUCUUUUAAAAAUAUACUACAUUCUCGUUUUCCUUCAUCCAUCCACUCUUCCAACUAGCAUUAUGCACAACAUUCAAACCACAAGAGCAACCUUGGUCAGCUUGCUAUUCUACCAGUCAAAAGUUGGAGGCUCAAUGAACCAUGAACUUCGACUGAUAGGACUAAUAAGUCAUGCGUUAUCGUAUUUAGCCUGCCGAGCCUGCCUUAGGAUCGGGCUGCCAUAUGCAACGUCUGCUUCUACAACGCCUGCUUCUACAGUCCCAGCCUUGCACACACUCAAAAGAUAACAUUUGCUAUAUUCUACUUUCACAACUAAUAAAUCGAGUCCAGUUCUUUAGUUUCCAAGGCUUGUCUUCAGCAUGCCUCCAUUUAGCUAUGCUAGCUUACCUCCAGUUGAUUCCAGCACUAUUCGCCUACUGUCUUUGAUACCCAAUAGAGACGAAACCGCUGCUCUACAGGGCCAACUUCACAACUAUUCUCUCUAAGAGUCGGGCAAGGAAUCACAUUUAUACGAAGCUUUGUCGUACGUAUGGGGUAGCUUCGAUGACCCUCCACAUUUUAUAUAUAUAAAUGGGAAUUCUCUCUCCAUCACAGCGAAUCUGCAUGCAGCUUUACGACGUCUUCGAAAUCACAAUCUUGAACGAGUCAUAUGGGUAGAUGCUCUUUGCAUCAAUCAGCAAGAUGACCAAGAGAAAGGUCUUCAGAUUCAAUUGAUGGCGAGGAUCUAUGGCCAAGCAAACCGAGUAAUUGUCUAUUUCGGAGAAGCUGCAGAUGAUAGUGAUAUGGCUUUUGAAAGUAUACGAGCUGCGGCAGACGAUGAGAACGAAAAGCCUACAGGACCAUUGGCCAUUAGGGAUAGUGAUGAACCGAUCCUUGAGUUGCUUAAAAGACCAUGGUUUCAGCGCAUCUGGGUUCUCCAGGAGGUCGGUUUGGCCCGAAGUAUCCUGAUCAUCUGUGGUUCAGCGGAGAUGAACGGGUAUACAUUUUGCUCAGGUGUUAGUAAACUUGAAAGUUUACUCAACGGUUAUUCGGAUUUAAAAAGUUGGAUCCUUCCAACGAUCCGCUUGAUAAGACGGUCGAUUUUCCGUCCAAAGUAUAACUCGAGUGCACUAGGCGACCUCUCUCUAGGUGAGCUGAUCGAUAUGUAUCAUAACCACAAGGCUACAGUACGUCACAAUAAAGUGUAUGCCUUACUUCGUAUGUGCUCUGAUCAGUUGAGCUCGCCGGAGUUAUUACCUGAUUACACAAUUUCAUGGGAGACACUUUUUCGACGGCUUGUCAAGUUCAUCCUUCACAAAAGUGUGUCUAUAGAUGUUUGGGAUGACAGAGAAGCGGCGGUAAUCAAGAGUAGUGGCCAUGUUCUAGGACAUGUAUCCUCGAUAAGGAAUGGCAUAAAUCGAUAUCCUGCACAGUACAUAGAAGUUACAUUUAACGACAGGCCACUAUCGCUCCAGUACUGCAAGAAUUAUGGGGCACAUUGGACACUCCAAGCUUCUGCACGAUCCAUUCGGAAAAAUUAUAUUGUUUGCCUUCUGGAUGGCGCUUCAAAUCCAACUAUUAUGAGAGCAUCCGAAGAUCAUUUUGGUAUAAUUAUGAUUGCAGUCACUCUAAGGCAACAAACACAUAAACACACCUCGUUUCAAUUAUCUAUGUCUUCAACACCUGAUUACUCACAUGACUUUCUACUUGUGUGGCAAUGGGGAUCAAUGCCGGCACAGCAUUCUUUGGCACCCCAAUUGCCACAAAUAGAGAUCAAUUCUUUAGUUCCAGACUAUUUGAAGACCAAUGCGAUCAAAUCAAUGAGAUCAUUUGAAGUGGCACUGAUUCUAAAAGACACUGGGGACCAUGUAAUGGUAGAAGCCAAGCUUAAAAAAGAUAUCAAAAAAUAUGGGAAAUUGUUUGGAAUAGACAAUAUACAUAUCUUAUCAUUACAAGGGGCACUGGCGUCAGUAUACUGGAGCUCUAAUCGUUGGAAGAUGGCGGAAAACCUGCUUUUGGAGGUGAUAACGACCAGGCAAGAUCUCCAAGGUAGAUGCCAUCAAGAUACUUUAAAUAGUAAAAUGGGACUUGCAAGGGCUUAUAUAGACGAAGAAGUCCUUUCUAGACCGUCCAGAGCCGAAAAUCUGCGGGGUUUCAGGACAGAAUUAUUGAAUGGAAUCAGAAGUAAUAGUCGAAUUGAAGAAAAGAUCAUGAUACUAGUAGUAGAGUAUCUCGAUGGAAGAAUGCUCAAACUUUUGCUCGGCCUUGGAAGGGAUAGCGUUUCAGUGACGGAAAAAUUAGUGAAGGCCAUAUUCAGACCCGAAAGAGACGAUCGAAAGAUUCUCAUCCUGUUGAAAGAAAGAGGAAUAGACAUUGUGGAGCAGAUAUUAUCAAAAAGUUAUUCGCAAAACAAAAGGCGAAUAUAUUUAUCAGGGAGGAAAUCAUAAUCAAUAUAUGCAGUACACA
Molecule: messenger RNA, 2544 nt
Organism: Botrytis cinerea B05.10
Lineage: Eukaryota; Fungi; Ascomycota; Leotiomycetes; Helotiales; Sclerotiniaceae
Exons: 2
Coding region: 813-2525 (570 amino acids)
Molecular function (GO): protein binding
Source: RefSeq, a predicted model, not a curated record